This is a messenger RNA of Mya arenaria, 1804 nucleotides long. Its product is annotated as small integral membrane protein 7-like. Lineage: Eukaryota; Metazoa; Mollusca; Bivalvia; Myida; Myidae. The record is from RefSeq and is a predicted model, not a curated record. The transcript has 2 exons. Bases 165 to 1502 code for a protein of 445 amino acids.
GAGACAAAGUUCGGGAGUUCUUGCUGAGUCUACGAUACUUCAGAAUAUUCAUAGCACUGUGGAAUAUCUUCAUCAUGUUUUGUAUGCUGGUAUUUUUUGGCCAUUAGAUGGACAAUUUGGACAACAUUUAAUUUUAUCACCUUAGUAGCAAACAAUCCUACAACAUGUCACAGAAGAAAAUAUAUCUAGAUUACAAUGCAACCACUCCUCUGGAAUCGGAGGUCAUAACAACCAUAACAGAAGCCUUAACCGAUGCUUGGGGAAACCCGAGUAGCUCUCACAAUACUGGCAAAACAGCUAAGGGGAUUAUUGACCAGGCGAGGUCAGAUGUGGCCUCAUUGAUCGGCACAAAGUCAUCAGAUGUUGUUUUUACAUCAGGUGGUACUGAGGCUGAUAACAUGAUUAUUAUGACAGUUGUAAAACAUUUUAAUAAAGAAAAGAUGAAAAACGUGACAGAAAAAAAUGUGGAUCAAAGUUUGACUGGCUAUAUAAAUACAGAAAGUAGCAAAAAAAGACACCAUUUGGGUGAACAUGGUUGUAAAAUUGGAAGUUGUGAUACAGAUGAAGAAAAAUAUGAGCUUCCUCACAUCAUUUCGUCUCGUAUGGAGCAUCCAGCAGUAAACGUUUUCUUGGAACAUUUAAAAGACACCGCACAAGCAGUGGUUACUUAUGCCAGCCUGUCUCCUCUAACAGGAAGAUUGGAGGUGGAAAAUGUACUGCAUGAAAUUAAACCGAAUACCAUCUUAGUCACUGUAAUGCUUGCGAAUAAUGAGACUGGUAUAAUUCAACCCGUGAAGGAAAUUUGUGAUGCUGUAAGAAACAUUAAAAGAGGGAAUGGUGAAACGAAAAAGAUAUUUGUUCAUACUGAUGCUGCACAGGCAUUGGGUAAAGUUCCAGUGGAUGUGGCAACACUAGGGGUUGAUUACUUGACAGUUGUAGGGCAUAAGUAUUAUGGACCAAGAAUAGGAGCAGUGUAUGCAAAGGAUUUGGAAAAUAGGGAAACCCCGCUGUAUCCAUUCUUCUUUGGUGGAGGGCAGGAAAGGAACUUUAGACCUGGCACGGAAAAUACUGGAAUGAUAGCGGGUUUGGGUAAAGCUAGUGAAAUAGCUUUCAAAAAUAUUGUGAAGUUUGAAACUGAUAUGAGUAAGUGUAGGGAUUAUCUAGAGGAAAAGCUAGUGGAGGCCUUUGGCAAAAGGGUUCAUUUUAAUGGGAAAUUUGCUCAAAGCGAAAGGCUUCCAAACACAUGUAAUGUUUCUAUCCUUGGGAAUAACUGCGAAGGUCAUAAAGUGUUGGCUAAGUGUAAGGUGUUACAAGCAAGUGUUGGUGCAGCAUGUCAUGCCCAGAAUAAACCAUCAGCCAUACUUUUAGCUGUAGGAGUUCCAGAAGACAUUGCUAGACAUGCUCUACGUUUGUCAGUUGGACGAUACACAACAAUAGAAGACAUUGAUUUGGUUGUUGAAGAUUUGAAACAAGCAGUUCAAAUGUUGGCAGAUGAAGCUUAGACUUAUGUGCAUGAAUUCCAUUUACUUACAUUAAUAUAUCAGAUUUUACUGUGAAAGUUUCACAUAACAAUUGCACAUUAGAUCAGCAUGAUAGUUAGGCGACUGUGUACAUGUAUAUAUUUCAAUUUUUAUUCUUCUGGGUGAUAUGUUUGCUAUUAUAGAUCAUGUAAAUGGUACAAAAUGUUUUUGAUGGGAUUUUGUUAUAUUAUUAUGGCAUGUUGUUUCAUGAUAAUUUGUUAUUAAUGUAUUUGGUAUUGAUAUACAUGUAUUUGGCUGUACACAAUAAAUGUUUAAGAUAUGUG